GUGAUGGAGCAGCUGGGUGAUGCUCGUAUCGACAGACAGGAGAACAGCAGACAACAGCGUAAGGCUGAGAUUCUGGAGAGUAUCAAGAGGCUGUAUCCUGGAUCAGUGUACGGGAGACUGAUUGACCUGUGCCAGCCCACACAGAAGAAAUUUCAGAUUGCUGUUACUAAAGUUCUGGGCAAAAACAUGGACGCCAUCAUUGUGGACUCUGAGAAGACGGGUCGUGACUGUAUCCAGUACAUAAAAGAGCAGCGUGGGGAACCCGAGACCUUCCUGCCCCUAGACUACCUGGAGGUCAAGCCCACAGAUGAGAAACUGCGUGAGCUGCGUGGUGCUAAAUUGGUGAUUGAUGUAAUUCGCUAUGAGCCACCACACAUUAAGAAAGCCCUGCAGUACGCCUGUGGAAAUGCCCUGGUCUGUGAAAAUGUGGAGGAUGCUCGCAGGAUCGCCUUUGGAGGACCAUACAGACACAAG
Messenger RNA from Sinocyclocheilus rhinocerous, 474 nucleotides. RefSeq names its product structural maintenance of chromosomes protein 1A-like. NCBI's taxonomy places the organism in Eukaryota, Metazoa, Chordata, Actinopteri, Cypriniformes, Cyprinidae. Gene Ontology annotation, biological process: sister chromatid cohesion. Gene Ontology annotation, molecular function: protein binding; ATP binding; DNA binding. Gene Ontology annotation, cellular component: meiotic cohesin complex; nucleus; chromosome. The transcript has 3 exons. The record is from RefSeq and is a predicted model, not a curated record. The annotation marks the transcript as partial.